AGAAAAGUUGUACUAGUUUUUAGCGCGCAAGGCCAGCCUCGAGCAUCAGCGUCAGCGGCACGGCACGGCACAGAAUAACAAGAAGCCGAUAAUAGGAUACUUCCAAUGGCGGAUUUCACAACAUGCACCUUUGUGUUCUUCUUCGCUUUGCUGUCUUUUCACAUUGUUAUUUCUGCAAUUAUUUUGGGCUAUCGAUUUCUCCUCUGUUCUCAUUACGUUCAGCAUGGUGACUCCCAAACCAAAUCCUCCACGUCUUCAGGAGCCUUAUGUUAGUAACAAAGAUAAUCCAUAUUUUGAUUCUCCAUUAGAGGGCCACGGUUUUACUUCUAACGCCAGUUCCCAAGAAAGGAUUAUCAGCCAGAAUACUUUUCAGUCUACAUCUGAUUAUGGUGACGUCAAUAUUAGAAAUAGAAAAUCAGUUUCAAAAAUUAUCAACAAAGAUACAGAGCCCCAAAUCGACGAUUCAGGCUUGGAUAUUAUUUUUGAACCAUUUGAGAGAUCGUCAUCUGGAAGGUGGUUAAAAGGUGGCAAGACAUUACCAUUUGCUUUCCCAACUAUUUUGUCGAAUUUGAACCCUGAUGUGGGAGACUUUAAUAAUAGAACAAGCAAACGUGAGCCUGAGACCUUUCAAGAAUAUCACACCACAGACAAGCCGGCAAGGCCCUGGACUGAAAAGUCAUUUAGUGUGAAGAAAAGGAAAGAUGACUUCUCUGGCGUUUCACUACCUCAGUCAGCAGCUUCAUUUUACAAUGGGUGGUCACCUAUGAUGGAAGUUGCUGAAUCGUGUGAAAGCUUUGAAAGGCUAAAUGCUUAUCUGAAAUCCAAAAGGGAUGAUGUCAAUGCAGGAGUCCCUGGAAGAUUUCUGCAUGUUGUCAUAGGAAAAGAUGUUUCAGAUGUUGGGUCAGUUGCUUCUACCAUCACGUAUGCCUUCUACUUGAAUGAGACACAUAAAUAUGAUGAGUAUUGCACUGUACCUGUUAUCAACAUGAAGAGAGCGGAUCUAAACUCUCAUCCCGAACUUAAAUGGCUCCUUGAUUCUUGUCAGAUUGAUUGGUCAUCUUUGAUUUUUGUGGAUGAGAUCGACCUAUCAUAUUAUGAAUUAUUUGGAAGUCUUAAGAUAGUUCUACUAAACAGAUCCAAGCUUCCUGCUAAACAAGAGCAGGCAUUAAAAGAGGCAGUUGUUGAAAUCUUUAACUGCAGUAAGGAUGAAUCCAUAUACCCUUGGGUUGAGAACAUUACAAUCCAACAGGACUGUUCAUGCUGUACUCUAAUUGCUGAGAAGUUUUCUCUAGUUUCACCUGAGAUUUUGGCUGGGAAGCGAUUCAGUAGACUUUUGCUUGCUGGCAUUCUAUUAGAUUCUGGAAACCUAAAUAGCCCCCAUUGUACCUCCAAAGAUAAGUACAUGACUACGUUGUUGAUCAAUGGUGCUGGUCGUUUCGGGUACAAUGGUUUUUAUCAGAUAUUGAAAUACAAGAUGUACAAUGCGUCCAGCCAUGGAGUAAUUGAUAUAGUGCUCAAGGAUUUCAAGAAGUGGACAAGAGGAACGUUGGACAAUUCUGGAAUGAGAUUGACGAGGCUAGAUCUUGGGAUGAGUUCCAUUGGAAUAUCAAUUGCUCAAUUUCUUUCACAGGAAGUUAACUCAAAUAAAGACAUACAAAGUUUUUUGAGCGUGGAGAAACUUCAGCUGCUUGUGAUUGUUUCUGGAUACUACGAUGCACGGAAAAACUUCAAGAGGGAGAUCCUCGCUGUUGCUGAUUCUUUGGAGCUUAUGCAGAAGCUGCUUGUCUUUUUAAAUACGGAUACCUCCCAGUCACAACUACCCCUGAAAGUUCUUCAUCAAACAGGUCUGACGGAUGAAAUUAGAGCAUUUGAAAUUAAUAAGAUUGCAUCAAGGAGGACCAUAGAACGCCUAUUAGAGGAGUUUUGCCGGAUAUGCUAAUCUAAGUGACUCAGAUGCACGAAACUACUUGUUUAUCAACUUCUUUUAAUUUCAUUGUGCCUUGUGCUUAAAUUUUACAGUAGAUUUUGAUUGCUGAUGUUGGUGGAAUUAGCAUAAUCAAUAAUGGAUUAUUUAGAUUGUAA
Momordica charantia (bitter melon) is the source of this 2082-nucleotide messenger RNA. RefSeq lists its product as uncharacterized. The record is from RefSeq and is a predicted model, not a curated record. Lineage: Eukaryota; Viridiplantae; Streptophyta; Magnoliopsida; Cucurbitales; Cucurbitaceae. Gene Ontology annotation, cellular component: cytoplasm. Gene Ontology annotation, molecular function: exopolyphosphatase activity.